AUGUUGGCUUCGCGUCUCUCUCGAGCUCUUCCCCGAGCUGCCCCUAUCACUGCUCGCUCAGCUGCCUUUGCCAGGCCGCUGGCCCCCAGAUUUGCUCGCUAUGAGUCUACUGCUGCUGGCGAGGGCGAGAAAGUCCAGGGAUCCGUCAUCGGUAUCGAUUUGGGUACCACCAACUCGGCCGUUGCCAUCAUGGAAGGCAAGGUUCCUCGCAUCAUUGAGAACUCGGAAGGCGCUCGCACCACUCCUUCAGUAGUUGCUUUUGCUGAAGAUGGUGAGCGACUUGUCGGUGUCGCCGCCAAGCGACAGGCCGUCGUCAACCCAGAGAACACUCUUUUCGCCACCAAGCGAUUAAUAGGACGCAAGUUCACCGACGCUGAGGUGCAGCGUGAUAUCAAGGAGGUUCCCUACAAGAUCGUUCAGCACAGCAAUGGUGACGCUUGGGUUUCUGCCCGUGGCCAGAAUUACUCUCCUUCUCAGAUUGGUGGUUUUGUCCUGAACAAGAUGAAGGAGACGGCCGAGGCCUACCUCUCUAAGCCCGUCAAGAACGCUGUUGUCACCGUUCCUGCCUACUUUAACGACGCUCAGCGCCAGAGCACCAAGGAUGCUGGCCAGAUUGCUGGCCUCAAUGUUCUCCGUGUUGUUAACGAGCCCACUGCUGCUGCUCUUGCCUACGGUCUGGAGAAGGAGGCCGACAGGGUCGUUGCUGUCUAUGAUCUUGGAGGUGGUACCUUCGAUAUCUCCAUCUUGGAGAUCCAGAACGGUGUUUUUGAGGUCAAGUCAACCAAUGGUGACACACACCUCGGUGGUGAGGAUUUCGAUAUCCACCUUGUUCGACACAUGGUCGCAGACUUCAAGAAGACUUCUGGCAUUGACCUGUCCAGUGACCGCAUGGCUAUCCAGCGUAUUCGCGAGGCUGCUGAGAAAGCCAAGAUCGAGCUCUCCUCUUCCCUCCAGACUGAUAUCAACCUGCCUUUCAUCACCGCCGACUCAUCCGGCCCCAAGCACAUCAACAUGAAGCUUAGCCGUGCUCAGCUUGAGAAGAUGGUGGACCCCCUCAUCACCCGCACCAUUGAGCCUGUCCGCAAGGCUCUGAAGGAUGCUGGCCUCCAGGCCAAGGAAAUUCAGGAGGUCAUCCUUGUCGGAGGUAUGACCCGUAUGCCCAAGGUCGCUGAGUCCGUCAAGAGCAUUUUCGGCCGCGAUCCCGCCAAGUCUGUCAACCCUGAUGAGGCUGUCGCCAUUGGUGCUGCUAUUCAGGGUGCCGUUCUCUCUGGCGAAGUCAAGGACCUCUUGCUGCUCGAUGUUACUCCCUUGUCCCUUGGUAUCGAGACAUUGGGCGGUGUCUUCACUCGUUUGAUUAACCGCAACACCACCAUCCCAACCAAGAAGUCCCAGGUUUUCUCUACUGCCGCCGACUUUCAGACUGCCGUUGAGAUCAAGGUCUACCAGGGUGAGCGAGAGCUUGUCCGUGACAACAAGCUGCUGGGUAACUUCCAGCUUGUCGGAAUCCCCCCUGCUCACCGUGGUGUUCCUCAGAUUGAGGUCACCUUCGACAUCGACGCUGACUCUAUUGUUCACGUCCACGCCAAGGACAAGUCCACGAACAAGGAUCAGUCCAUCACCAUCGCAUCUGGCUCCGGUCUCUCCGAAAGCGAGAUCCAGCAGAUGGUUGAGGACUCUGAGAAGUAUGCCGAGGCUGACAAGGGCCGCAAGGCUGCUAUUGAGGCCGCCAACCGUGCCGAUAGCGUUCUCAACGACACCGAGCGUGCCCUGAACGAGUACGCUGACAAGCUCGACAAGACCGAGGCUGACGGCAUUAAGGACAAGAUUGCUGCCCUCCGUGAGUUCGUUGCCAAGAGCCAGUCUGGUGAGGGCACUGCCACCGCUGAGGAGAUCAAGGAGAAGACCGACGAGCUUCAGAUGGCUAGCUUGAAUCUCUUCGACAAGAUGCACAAGGCCCGUAACGAGGCCGGUUCCGGCGAGCAGGCUUCUGGUGAGCAGCAGGGCGAGGGUGAGAAGAAGGACGAGAACAAGCCAUAA
This is a messenger RNA of Metarhizium acridum CQMa 102, 2037 nucleotides long. RefSeq names its product Hsp70 ATPase ssc1. Gene Ontology annotation, cellular component: mitochondrion; cytoplasm. Gene Ontology annotation, molecular function: ATP-dependent protein folding chaperone; ATP binding. The record is from RefSeq and is a predicted model, not a curated record. Gene Ontology annotation, biological process: protein folding. Lineage: Eukaryota; Fungi; Ascomycota; Sordariomycetes; Hypocreales; Clavicipitaceae.